Stylonychia lemnae is the source of this 486-nucleotide messenger RNA. The record is from the annotation of a GenBank genome assembly. Lineage: Eukaryota; Ciliophora; Spirotrichea; Sporadotrichida; Oxytrichidae.
AUGGCAAGCAAAUACUUAUAGAAGUACCCAGUUCCAGCUGGCUUCCCUGACAUUCUCCACGACUUUGCAAGAGAAGUUCUAAGAGACCAACCUGAUAACAUUAAAGAGUAUGGUUGGCAAUACUUUAAGGCACUUGAAGAGGGUGUACCUUUUGACUACAAAAAGAAAGGCAAGGCUAUUCCACCUCCAAAGGACCGCAAACCUAAUCACAACAACUACUAUCAGGUUGAUCCUAGUCCAAACGCUCACAUUCAUGGAGCAUAAGAUAGACCUACCCAAUAAAGAUAACCAGUGCAUCAAUAGUAACAGCAGAGAAGAGGAUUAGAUGAAAACCAACUCAGAUAGCAUGAUAAAUAAAACGCUGCUCCAGGACUGCAUCAUAACAGAGAGCACUCUGUAGGCCAAAAAUCUCAAGAAGAAAUAGAUGCUAACAACUACGUCAAUAACUUAAUGGAGAGAGUCUCAGUCAGAUCUAAUGUCGAAUGA